Molecule: messenger RNA, 5845 nt
Organism: Mytilus californianus (California mussel)
Lineage: Eukaryota; Metazoa; Mollusca; Bivalvia; Mytilida; Mytilidae
Product: calpain-7-like
Exons: 20
Coding region: 92-2587 (831 amino acids)
Biological process (GO): proteolysis
Molecular function (GO): calcium-dependent cysteine-type endopeptidase activity
Source: RefSeq, a predicted model, not a curated record
AGAACUUUACGAAAUCGAAAAUACAGUCAUAGUCACAACAGUGCAGUGGUAAUUAUUAUGAAUACCGGUACAAUGAAAUAAACACAGAGAAAUGGAUCCUAGUUAUGAUGAUUAUGCUCCUGAUCCUACAGCUUUAGAAAAUGAUGGCAAGACAUUUGCUGUACAGGCAGUUAACAAUGAUACCAAUGAGAACUAUGGCAUGGCAAUCUUUUUUUAUAAUGAAGCAGCACAGGCUUUAUUGAGUGCAGCAUUAGCAGGAUCACACGUUCCUAACAUUGUAGAGAGAGCAAAUGAUUAUAUUCUCAGAGCUGAACAACUUAAGUCUGCAGCUGUACAAGUUAAACAAAACCAGCAACAACCAAAGUCUGAAGAAAAGUUAAACCUGGAAAGGGCUACAUUUUUGUUGAACCAAGCAUUUGAUGAAGAUGAAUCCGAGAACCUCAAAGAAGCUGUAGAACUCUACUCUGAAGCAGUGGAACUAUUUUUAAAGAUUAGGAGCAAUACAUCUGACAAAAGUUUACAAGCCAAGGUUGAAAAGAUGGCAAAGAAUGCUUUGGACAGGGCAGAGGUGGUAAAAAAGGCAAUAACUACGAAAGGAAAUGUAGGGAAGUUACCUGAAAAGAAAGUGGCACCAUUAGGACAUGGUGCCUUCUUAGAUGAAGGGGAGACUACUGCACAGAAUCAAAGGACAAAUGCAACAAACAAGACAGCAAGGACUGGUUUAAUAAAUCUUGGUCCAUCUGAUUACUCAAAAGAAGAGAUAGCUGUGCUCAGAAAAACCUCUUUUAUUAAUGGAAGAGAAUAUGUGCCUUUUAUGAGUGUAGAUAUGAAAGAAAGGUUUGCCUUUCCUGUACCAUAUAGUGAUAAAUGUGGGAAGUUAGCUUUGUCACCUAAACAGAGAGAAAGGUUUGGAGGAUGGGUAAGACCAGAAGAAUUCUGUGAUAAUCCACAACUGAUAUAUGCCAUCUCAUGUUUUAGCAUCAAACAGACCAUUGUUAGUGACUGUAGUUUUGUAGCUUCACUGGCCAUCAGUGCUCAGUAUGAGAGAAGAUUUAAAAAGAAACUGAUUACAAGGAUAAUUUAUCCUCAGAACAAAAAUGGUGAUCCAGUUUUCAAUCCAUGUGGGAAAUAUAUGAUUAAACUUCACCUCAAUGGAGUCUACAGAAAGGUGGUUGUGGAUGACUUUCUACCAAUGGGGAAAGACAGAGAACUUUUGUGUUCAUUUUCUAACAAUAAAAAUGAGUUAUGGGUUUCAUUGUUGGAAAAGGCUUACAUGAAGGUGAUGGGAGGAUAUGAUUUCCCUGGUUCUAAUUCAAAUAUAGAUCUGAAUGCCUUGACUGGUUGGAUUCCAGAGCGAGUAGCUAUUAGGAACAAUUCAGAUGAAUUCAAUAAAGACAAAGAAUUUAAACGAAUCUAUGAACGGUUUCAUCAGGGGCAUUGUCUUAUUACUAUAGCAACAGGAGAGAUACCUGAAACUGAGGCUGACAGAGCAGGGCUUGUUCCUACCCAUGCAUAUGCAAUGUUAGAUAUCAGAGAGGUUAAGGGAAAAAAGCUAUUUAUGUUAAAAAAUCCCUGGAAUCAUUUAAGAUGGAAAGGGAAUUUCAGUGAAAAUGAUGCACCAAAUUGGACACCAGAAAUGCAGAAAGCUUUAAACUAUGAUCCUAAAAGUGCUCAACAAUUUGACAAUGGUGUUUUCUGGAUUGAUUAUGACUCAUUGUGUAGAUUUUAUGACGUUAUUUAUAUAAAUUGGAAUCCAGAACUGUUUAGAUACACUCACGGUAUACACAGUGUAUGGCCUGCCAAAGAUGGACCAAAAAGAGAUGCUUAUAAUAUAAGUGACAAUCCACAAUACAGGUUAGAACUCAGGGCACCACAGGCUUCUGCCGUUUGGAUACUGCUGACAAGACAUAUCACAGAUAAGGAUGACUUUGCUGAUAAUAGAGAAUUUAUAACACUGCUAGUAUACAAAAAUAACGGACAAAAGGUCUACUAUCCAUAUAGUCCAGCACCUUACAAAGAUGGAGUUCGUAUCAACAGUCCCCACUACUUGUGUAAAAUGGUAGAACCUAAAGGAAUCUCAAAAUACACACUAGUGAUAUCACAAUAUGAGAAAAACAACACAAUCAGUUAUACACUCAGGGUUUAUUCCUCUUGUGAAUUUUCCCUCAGCAGAAUUACUGAUCCUUAUAAAAAGGAAUAUGAAAGAAGGGUCAGUGGUAAUUGGAGUGGACCUUCUGCUGGUGGAUGUGGAAAUUACAGGGAAAGUCAUAGUAAAAAUCCAAUAUAUCAACUACGGGUGGAUGGGAAUGGAACAGAUAAUUUUAUACUGAUAGAACUGCUUGGACCUAAACAGUACAGUGUAGGAUUUGAGAUAACAACAGUAAAUGAAACAAAUCCAGGAGCACCAGGUGCUUUCAAAAAGACUUCCUCAGGAGAUUACAGGAAUGGCUACUGUGUACUAGAACUAAGCAGAAUAUCAGGUGGGUUAUAUAAUAUUAUGCCCAGUACAUUCCUGCCAGGCCAAGAAGGACCGUUCUUCCUUGAUGUCAGUAGUAGCUGUCCAAUAUCGUUAUCUCAUUUACAAUGACAAUUUAACAUUACAGCAACUAUUUAUAUUUUUAUUGCAUUGACAUAUUUCAUGACAAGUAUUUAUAUCUCAGUUGUAUUUAUAUGUUUCUUAACAUUAGCUAUUGAUAUGUUUAAAAAGAGGUAUAAGUCAUGAAAAACACUAUAAUGAACAAUUACUUAUAAACUUCUGAUGAAAUGGAAGCUUUAUAAGGAGCCUUUUAGCAAGUUUUUUUCUUUCCGUCCAUGAUCAACUGUAACAUGGUAACACUAAUUGCUCAUGAUCAUUUGUUGAAAAACAAAGAUCAGUAUGUGACUUCUCAUAUUUCAAGUGUCUGACUUGCCUAGAAAUCAUCCUUACUUUCAUGCUACAGUCUUGAUAAAGUUGAAGGGACCCAAAAUAACUAAUUUCAAUAUUGAACCUUGUAUUGUCAAUAUGGUAUGAUAUAUUGAAAAAGUCUUUUAUAUGCCAGUCCAUCUGCAUCGAUUUUAUUCAAAAUAACAUAUAUUAGAUAAAGAACUUUAUUACAUUGGUUGCAAUGAAUUGUUGUGAUUUCCCAGUGAAAUAAAAACCGAUAAUUUCACAUGUGAAAUAAAUCUAAUAAUAUCAAUCCUCUGACGUCAUAUAACAAUGGGUCUUGUCAAGACAUUGCGGAUGACAUGGCAUCAAUACAAUUGAGAAUUCGUAGAAAAAGAUAUAGUCCCUUUCAUUUUUUACUUAAUUUCCAUUAAAAUGGUCCAUGGUCAAUGUAAUAAAAAGAAUAACUAAUCUAAGAAUUAAAAUAAAAGUAUUCAACUUGUGACCGAACAACACUGUUAUUAAUUUAUAUGCUACGCACAUUUGUGAAUUAAUGUGUCGUUCGUUCACUUGUUGAAUAUUUUUAUAUAUUUGAAUUCUUGUAUUAGUUACAGAGAAAUGUCCAUGUAUCGUAUCUUUACAGCUAAAGUUAAUUUAAUUAUGUUCAAUAAAGAAAUUGACAGAGAAAUAAGCAGGUGUCUAAUGUUUACAGCUAAAGUCAAUAUAAAUUACAGAAAUAAUUGGGGAACAAAACAGGUUUAGUGGAGUAUAUAUUCAACAUACUCUUUCGUCGCUUUCUGAUAAAGUCCAGUCUUCAUCUUUUUAAAUCAUUUGAAUGCAAAAUAAAAACAUUCCAUUUGAAUAAUUUAUUCAGUAAUUUGAACUUAUCUUUUUCUUUUUUCUCAAAUAUUCUUGUACUUCAAACUUUGACAUAUCAACGGUAUUUUUUGUUCAUUUUGCAUCCAGGAGAAGGCUACAUAAGAACAAUAUACCUGUGUCUGACUCAUUUUUUUUACUUUAAAUAAAUAAGAUUUGUUUAAAUUAAAUCUGAAUUUUUUAUGUAUCUAGGUUCAAUUGUACUUCAAAGCAGUUUUAGGAAACUUUAGUACUAAUUGAUCAUCCUUGGUACAUAAUAAAGAUAAAGGUAUACUUGAAGGUUUCUGAUUUGAGUCGAACAGUUAACACCCAACAUUUUUGCUUCUUUGAAAGUCCAAUUUAGUUGCAUAUGUACUUCUACAAGUAUUUUCCUAAUUAACUUAUCAAAUUUGUUGUAGUUUUUAUGCUGUCAGCAAAUAAUUGUUCUUGUGUAGUAUUUUAUAUUUACCAUAUAUUUUAUUGAGUAAUAAGGGUCAACAAGGGUUGACACAAAGAUUUUAAUUUUUGUCUCGCCUGCAGCUAAAGUCGCAGUAUGCAAGACAUAGGCAUGACAUUUCGGUGGUGGCAGGGUAACCUAUUUGUAUGAAGCUAAGGUAGAAGACCUGGAUGCUUCAUACCUUGUUUGCAGAAACUUUAUGUUUCGAAGAUUCCGGUUGUCCAUUGUACUUGACCUCAUUUUCAUGGUUCAGUGACUAUAUUUGGGUAUAUGGGUUUCUUGCAAGGUCUACAUGUCCGUCAGGUUGGGUUCACCUGACCUCAACCUCAUCCCAUGGAUCAGUGAUCAAAGUUUAUGUUACAUGGUCAAGUCCAUAUCACAGAUACUAUAAGCAAUAGGUCAACUAUAUGGAAUGAUUGUAAGGUAAAAAUGUCAGACUGGCAGGUUUCAUCUGACCUUGGCCUCAAUUUCAUGGUUCAUUGGACAAUGCUUAGUUUUUGUGGUUUGGUCUAUUUCUCAGAUAUUAUAAGCAAUAGGUCAAUUAUAUUUAGUAUAUGGAAUAAUUGUAAGGUGUACAUGUCUGUCAGGCAGGGUUCACCUGAACUUGACCUCAUUUUCAUGGUUCAUUGGUCAAUGUUAAGAUUUUGUGGUUUGAUCUGUAUCUCAGGUACUAUUAGCGAUCGGACCACUAUAUUUGGUGUAUGGAAAGAUUGUAAGGUGUACAUGUCUGUUGGGCAUGGUUCAUCUGACCAUGUCCUCAUUUUCAUAGAAUAUUGAUAAUGUUAAAUUUAUGUGAUACUUGUAGUAAAACCUUAAUAUUACAAACUUUCAACUUGAAUUGAAUGAUAAGCAAAACAGGCGAGACAUUUCAGCGUGUGCAGUGUGCACUCUUGUUUAUGUAAUUUUUAUGGAUUUCUUUCUCUUUGUUCCUGUUUACUAGAUCUUUCAGUAUAUCCAGUGGAUUUUUCAGUCUUAUCAGAGUAACAACAAGCAUGUGUUGAAUUGCUUGACUCAUAACAUGCUGGAACAUAAAUUUUUACACUGUUACUUUUGGGUAGGUAUAAUUGAUAUAUUCAACACUUACAAUAAUUACAUUGUAAAGCAUUCUGACCAAAGACAAGUAAUGUCCUUACAGUGAAUACUAUUCCAAAAUAACAACACUAGAUACAUGUGCUUAGCUGUCAAAUAUUAGUCAAAGUUGGUGUAAUAUACCUUGAAAUGAAUUUGAAUAUUCAAUAAAAGACCUAACAAGUAGAUAUUAUGAUUCACUGUUUAUUAAAAAUGAUUGGAUUAUUAAGGGGAAUAAUUCAUCUUGCAGAUACUUUAACUGCUUGAUAAUAUUCUGUAACAUCAAAAUAUCUUAACUGGAAUUUCUGUCUUACAUUUCAGUAUUAGCAUACAUCUGACAUUUACUUGAACAAACAUUUGUAAAUCAUUGUAGAAAUCUUUGCAAUGUUUUCAUGGUAUUUACAUAUCUAACUACUAUUUGAUCUAUUAAAGAUUUGAUCUUUUGAUCUUUAAUUGUUAAUUUUCAAAAUAUUGAAUAUGCAAUUUAUUGUUGAUUGAAAUAUUAUUAUUUGUUAAUUUAUGUGAUACAACAGUGAUGUAUUAUUAAGUGUGUACAUAUGUAUAUAUAUGUAUAAAACAUGUAAUUAAAAUGAUCUUAUAUA